AUGGCUGCGGACUACAGAUUAAAGUCGAAUCUGGGGAGAUGGCUUCUAUUCGUACUGGCCUUCUCCUACGCAGAAGCUUUCUACAUACCGGGCUGGUCCAUCAAGAGCUACAAAGACAACGAAGCAAUACCUCUCCUAGUUAACAAGGUCUACUCGGACAAUACACAAUUGCAAUACGCAUACUACGACCUCCCAUUCGUUUGCCCUCCUACCGGUGUCCAUCAUGCCGGCUCCUCGCUUCUCAGUGGUCAGAGUAUUUCUUUGAACCUCGGGGAAGUCCUCCGCGGCGACCGGAUCACACAAUCAGACAUCGAGUUGGUGAUGGGUCAAGAUCAAGAAUGCAACUUCCUCUGUACCAAAUCAGUCAGCCGAAAGGAUCUCAAACGGGCUCGGGAAAUGGUCAAGGACGGCUAUGUGGUAGAAUGGAUCGUGGAUAAUCUGCCCGGAGCCACCAGCUUCAUCACGGUGGACAAGUCAAAGAGAUACUACGCUGCAGGUUUCAAGUUGGGAUACAAGGACAUCGCGCCUACCUCUGGCAAAAUGCGAUACUAUAUCAACAACCACUUUACAAUCGUCAUUCGCUAUCGUAAAGCCCCCGGCAAGGACGGAGAAAGGGGUGGGAAGGUCGUGGUUGGAUUUGAAGUCUACACGAAGAGCAUUGGCCCGAACAAGAGGAUAGAGUCUAGGUGUCCAGCAGAUGUAAGUGAUGUCGACACCGCUAUGGAACUCUACCUCCAUCCGAACGGAACCGACUUCGCCCUGCAGUACCCUCACUCCUCCUACCAACCCCCUGAAAGCGAACAGGAUAUUGAAGAUGGAGCUAUGCUCGACAUUCCGUACUCAUACUCUGUAUACUGGCGCGAGGACGAGAAGAUUGAGUGGGGACAUCGCUGGGAUUUAUAUUUCGUAAACCAGGAGGAAGGGUCGAGAAUCCAUUGGCUUGCAAUCAUCAACUCGUUGAUCAUCUCUGGGUCCUUGAGUGCAAUUGUGGCCAUCAUCCUAGGUCGAACAAUCCGCGGAGAUAUCAAGACAUACAAGGACUCGAGCCUCGAAGAUGGUAAGAGUAAGCCAAAGAGGAGGUCUAGGCCUGGAAGUGGUGCGAGAACGCCAAAGUCUGGAGAGAAGACUGGCACUGGAUUACUCGAUCAAGUUGGGGAUACGGAGAACGAUGCGGAUGUCUCAUCUGACGAGGAGGCAUUGGAAGAUGUGACCGGAUGGAAGCUUCUGCAUGGCGAUGUCUUUAGAUCCCCGUCAUACGGUUACCUCCUUGCACCACUCGUUGGCUCCGGAAUGCAGCUCGUAUUUAUGGCUGUUGGACUUCUCUUCCUCAGCAGUUUGGGGAUUCUCAACCCUAGCUUCCGCGGUGGGUUUGUCAGCGUAGGAGUUGGACUGUUUGUCUUUGCAGGCGUCUUCUCAGGCUACUUUUCCGGACGAGUGUAUAAAACAUUCGGUGGCAAGAACUGGCGCAAGAACACAAUCAUCACAGCAACUCUCUUCCCAGGUCUUUUAUUUGCCCUUGUAUUCGUCCUGAACCUCUUCGUCUGGGCCCAAGCUUCCAGCACCGCGCUUCCAUUCGGGACAUUGGUCGGCAUUAUCAUGUUAUGGCUUUGCAUUCAGCUCCCUCUGGUGUAUGCCGGAUCAUGGUACGGAUGGGUCCGCACAGGAGCAUGGGAACACCCGACGAAAACAACGUCCAUCCCCCGCCAAAUCCCAAUCCAGCCAUGGUACAUCCGCUCACCGCAGUCAAUUUUGCUCGCCGGUCUGAUCCCUUUCGCCGUGAUCUUUAUCGAGCUACUCUUCGUCUUCCAAUCAGUUUGGCAGGAUAAGAGCGGAUAUUACUACGUCUUUGGCUUUCUAUCUGUUGUCUCCAUUAUCCUGAUCCUGACCAUCGCCGAAGUUACCAUCGUCACCAUAUACAUCAAAUUAUGCAGCGAGGAUUACAAUUGGUGGUGGCAUUCCUUCUUGGUAGGGGGUGGUAGCGCCGUUUGGGUGUUUUUGUAUUGUGUGUGGUACUAUUUGACCAAGCUGCAUAUAGAGGGGUUCGUGAGUGGUUUGUUAUUCUUUAGUUAUAGUUUUAUGGCUUGUGUUGUUUAUGGUUUACUUUGUGGGACGGUGGGGUUCUUGACGGCAUAUGCUUUUGUUAGGAGGAUAUAU
This is a messenger RNA of Lachnellula hyalina, 2154 nucleotides long. It is a transcript of the gene TMN7, whose product is annotated as Transmembrane 9 superfamily member. Gene Ontology annotation, cellular component: Golgi apparatus; membrane. NCBI's taxonomy places the organism in Eukaryota, Fungi, Ascomycota, Leotiomycetes, Helotiales, Lachnaceae. The transcript has 2 exons. Gene Ontology annotation, biological process: vacuolar transport; protein localization to membrane. The annotation marks the transcript as partial. The record is from RefSeq and is a predicted model, not a curated record.